Messenger RNA from Impatiens glandulifera, 827 nucleotides. Its product is annotated as transcription factor MYB60-like. Lineage: Eukaryota; Viridiplantae; Streptophyta; Magnoliopsida; Ericales; Balsaminaceae. Gene Ontology annotation, biological process: response to auxin. Bases 39 to 812 code for a protein of 257 amino acids. The transcript has 3 exons. The record is from RefSeq and is a predicted model, not a curated record.
AAUAAAUAGAUGAGAUGGGUUUUGUGUAGGUGAUAAUAAUGGGAAGAACACCUUGUUGUGAGAAACAAGGAGUGAAGAAAGGGCCAUGGGCUCCUGAAGAAGACAUUAUGCUUCUUUCUUAUGUUCAACAACAUGGCCCUGGUAACUGGAGAUCUCUUUCUACCAAAGCAGGAUUGAGCAGAUGCAGUAAGAGUUGCAGACUGAGAUGGACUAAUUAUCUAAGGCCAGGAAUUAAAAGAGGCAACUUUACCGAUCAAGAAGAUCACAUGAUAAUCCACCUUCAAGCAAUUCAUGGAAAUAAAUGGGCAUCCAUAGCUUCCUACCUUCCCGAUAGAACUGAUAACGACAUCAAGAAUUAUUGGAAUACCCAUCUCAAAAAGAAGCAGCAGAAGAAGAAGCUCUACAACCAAGUUAUAACAACACUACCCAAUAAUAUCAAUAAUAAUAAUAAUAAAGAAGAAGAGAAGUUGUCUUCAAUUAGCAUCCUCGAUGAUCAUGAUCAUGAUCAUGAUCCUUCUUCCAAUUAUUUCCUUAGCACCGGUAACAUAGCCAGAUUGCUGCAAGGAUGGGUCAAAGAUGAUCCACCGUCAAGAAAGAAGCUGGCGGAUAAUGAUGAUGAUCAACAAAUAAUUACAAGUUUUAAUUCAAUGUCCUCCUCAAGGGACAAUAAUAAUGAUGUUUUAAUUCAAGGUGAGACUUCGACCAAGGUUGAGAUGUCUGUUAAUAAUCUCUCAAUGCUUGAGAAUUGGUUGUUUAGUGAUCAAGCUCAUGUUAUUCAUGAUCCUCAUGUCUCACUUAUAAAUAAAACCUAAUUAUUUUGUUUUACU